Ilex paraguariensis (yerba mate) is the source of this 573-nucleotide messenger RNA. The record is from the annotation of a GenBank genome assembly. Lineage: Eukaryota; Viridiplantae; Streptophyta; Magnoliopsida; Aquifoliales; Aquifoliaceae.
AUGAUAGUGAGAAACUAUCAGGAUGUGGAGGAGCUGAUGAGCCUACCACCUGAGAAAAUCUUGCUGAGGUGGAUGAAUUUUCAGCCAAAGAAAGUGGGAUACAAGAAAAUAGUCGCAAACUUCUCUUCAGAUGUGAAGUACUUUGUAAUCUCUGUUUAUUGGCUUUUACUUCCUUUGGAUGGUGCUCAAAUUGCUGCAGCUAUGUCUGUUGCAGAGGGUACUGCUCACAAAGGUCUUCAACAAUGCAUUGAAACAGCCAGGGUUGUGGCAUACCUCUUCCAUGUGCUUGAGGCUACAUUCACUGCGCUAGAAGAUCUUAACAAACAAGCCUUCUUGACUGAAUUGGAAGUGGAGAACAGGUUGCUGACUCGAUUUGAUGCAGCAUCACAGAGAAGAGAAUUGUCUACCAUGGCAGAGUGUCCUAAAAUUUUGUCUCAGUUCAACAAGGGUACUGGUGCCAUGCAACAUUAUAUUGGAUUAUGCCCAAUGUUUGACAUGGAGGCCAUGAAUGCAGACUCAAGAUUAGUUCUGGAUUACCAGCGUCCCCAACCUAGUUUGAAGUACUAUCCUUGA